AUGAACCCUACCGAUGAAAACGACACAAUUGUCAUAGAAGCCAUUGAUCUUCAAGAAGAAACACAACAACCUCAAAACCAACCAUCACCCAUGAACAACAACAACAAUAAUCACAUGCAUUCAGAUGAAAAAGCAUUCACAAACAAAAGGUACAUGCCCCUUUUGAUAAUCAACUACCUUUUACUCUUUGUUGGUUCCAUCUCAUCAAGUUUACUCUCAAAAUACUAUUUCAUCCACAAAGGUUCUAGCAAAUGGGUCUCAACUUGGGUUCAAUGUGCUGGUUUCCCUCUCUUAAUCAUCCCAAUUUUUCUACCUUAUCUUCUCAAUUCCACCAAAAGAACACCCUUUACUGAUUUCACUUCAAAAAUGCUAACUUUAUCGAUUUUCGUCGGUAUCAUGUUAGGGUUGAACAAUCUUUUAAUCUCAUGGGGUGUUGCUUAUCUCCCAGUUUCAACUUCAGCACUUUUGUUAUCUUCACAGCUUGUUUUCAAUCUCAUUCUCUCGGCUAUUAUAGUGAAACAAAAAAUCACUUUUUCAAAUCUCAAUUGUGUUAUUCUCUUAACCCUAAGUUCAAUCAUUCUUGCACUGAACUCCAGUAGCGAAAAACCAGAAGGGCUAACGAAAAAAGAAUACUUUAUUGGAUUCUUUUGCACCCUAGGUGCAGGGUUGUUAUUUGCACUUUAUUUACCGGUGAUGGAGAAGGUUUACAAAAAGGUUUAUAGUUACGAAAUGGUGAUGGAAAUGCAGCUUAUAAUGGAGAUUGCAGCGACGGUUUUAGCGACGGUGGGAAUGGCGUUCGACGGUGGUUUUUCUGAGAUGAAGAGAGAAAGUGAAGAAGAGUUUGAUAAGGGCAGUAGAGUUUAUUGGGCGACGGUAAUGGCGAAUGUGGUGACGUGGCAGUUUUGUUUCAUGGGAACUGCUGGGAUGGUGUUUUUGACAUCUUCAUUAACUGGUGGGAUUUGUAUGACUGCAUUGUUGUCUAUGAAUGUGUUGGGUGGUGUUUUGGUUUAUAAAGAUUCAUUUGGUGGUUUUAAAGCUGUUUCAACCGUUUUGUGUUUGUGGGGAUUUUGUUCUUAUGUUUAUGGAAUGUAUGUUAAGAUGUUGGAAGAGAAAGGGAGAACGAUGAAGGAGAAGGAGAAGGAGAAGGACGUUUCAUCGAUGGAGUUGUUUAGUAUGAGGACUAAUGGAGGUGCAACUGGUUGA
Vicia faba (fava bean) is the source of this 1203-nucleotide messenger RNA. NCBI's taxonomy places the organism in Eukaryota, Viridiplantae, Streptophyta, Magnoliopsida, Fabales, Fabaceae. The record is from the annotation of a GenBank genome assembly.